GACUGGUAAUGAAAUAUGUUGCCCAAUCAAGGAAUUCUGGUGAAGUUAGAUGUUUGUUCAACUUUGAAGUUUUCAAAGUACACUUCCACAUACAAAGAAAUAAAUGAAUUCUUUAAAAAUGCCACUGGGAUUGGUCUUGAUGAAAAUUUGGACUUUCUUGAUGAUGAACUUGAUGAAAUAGAAAUGGAAACUGUUAACUCUGCAAUUAGUAGUUUAGAGCCAACCACUGCAGAGCCUGAACCUCAAGACUUAGAGCAGCCAAAUAAAAGAUUCAAGAGUGCUUCAGAAUCAGACAUAACAAGAUUAAAAGCUCAGAACACCGAGAGAACCACUGACAGCAGCACUAAAUGGGCCGUUGGCUUAUUAAAAGCCUGGAUGUCUGAAAAUGAGUAUCUGAAUGAAUCAUUUGAAGACCUGGAUCCGACAACACUGGACACGCUUCUUCAGCAAUUUUAUGCUUGUCUGCAGAGCAGGAAAGGUGGAAACUACUCCAAAUCAGCACUAGUUGGUAUUCGAGCAGGUAUUAACCGUCACCUCACGGCGCCACCAUUCUCGAGACUGCUGAAUUUAAUGAAGGAUCGUGAAUUCAUGGCAUCUAAUCAGGUUCUCACUGGAUUGAUCAAAGGUCUGAAAAGAGAAGGUAAAGAUAUUUCAAAAAACAAAGAGCCCAUUUCUGAGGAAGAUCACAUAAAAUUAUAUGAAAGUGGCGUGUUUUCAGAACAUAAGCCUGAAACAUUGCAGAACAAAGUAAUGUAUGAAAUAAUUGCUCAAUUUGGACGCCGUGGCAGGGAAGGUUUGCAAACACUGAAAAAAGAAUCAUUUGUUAUAAAAAAAGAUGCAAAAGAUAGGCGUUACCUAACAAUGGCCUAUAAUGAGGCAGAUAAAACGCAUCACGGACUUGACAGUCGAGAAAAAAGUAAGGAGCCAAGGAUGUAUGAAACGGGGGAUGACUUCUGCCCACUUAAAAGCUUUGAGAAGUACCUUUCAAAGCUCCAUCCACAAUGUGAAAGAUUAUUUCAACGGCCACAGCGAGUAUUUGCAGGUCCCGAGUCUGAAACCUGGUUUGAAAACUCUCCCUUGGGAGUUAACAAAAUAAAUGGCUUUAUGGCAAGGCUAUCCGAAGCAGCAAAAUUGUCACAAAGGUACACUAAUCAUUGUAUUCGGGCAUUUGUGUCUACCCAUUUGAGUCAUAAAGGGUUUUCAAAUGAAGCAAUCAUGGCUGUUACUGGACACAGGAAUGUACAAAGUCUGACAUCUUACAUAAAACCACAUGAUGAUGAAAAACAUAACCUUAGUAAUGCACUCACCUACAAAAGCAGGAAUUCUUCUGAGGUCAAGCCAUAUAAUCCAGUAAGUUCAGUGGUCGUACCAGAACCAGUAGUAGAAAUUGAAACAUCAGAGCCUAAGGAUCAACUCCAGUCACUGGACCAGUGUAGCCAGCUUCAAGUUGCUUCUUCAAGUUCAACAUCUGUAUCCUCAGUAAACAGGGUCAUGUCUGGUCGAGAAUUUCACAUUUUUUCUGGUGCAGUUAAUGCAGGCACAAUCAAUAUCAACUACUAUAACAGUAAAUAA
Molecule: messenger RNA, 1572 nt
Organism: Mercenaria mercenaria
Lineage: Eukaryota; Metazoa; Mollusca; Bivalvia; Venerida; Veneridae
Exons: 2
Coding region: 16-1572 (518 amino acids)
Biological process (GO): DNA recombination; DNA integration
Molecular function (GO): DNA binding
Source: RefSeq, a predicted model, not a curated record